GCUUCCUUUGGGAGUUCGAGCCCAGUUGGCUCUUUGUCAUCUGAGGAUCAUGACUUUGACCCAUCUGCUGAAAUGCUGGUACACGAUUAUGAUGAUGAGCGAACUCUUGAAGAAGAGGAAAUGAUGGAAGAAAGCAAAAAUUUCAGCUCUGAAAUUGAGGAUUUAGAAAAGGAAGGAAACAUGCCGUUGGAAGAUUUACUAGCAUUCUAUGGCUAUGAACCCACAAUUCCAGUUAUGCCAGGUUCCAGUGCAAAUAGCUCGCCAAGUGAACUUGCAGAUGAGCUUCCAGAUAUGACUCUAGAUAAAGAGGAAAUCGCUAAAGACCUGUUGUCAGGUGAUGAUGAAGAAACACAGUCUUCUGCUGAUGACUUGACACCAUCAGUUACUUCUCAUGAAGCUACUGACUUCUUUCCUCGGCCACUAAGAUCAAACACCACAUGUGACGGAGAUAAGGAAUCUGAUGGUGAAGAUGUAGAGACAGACAAUGGUAAUUCAUCUGAAGAUUUGAGAAAGGAAAUAAUGGUUGGUUCACAAUACCAGGCUGAAAUUCCAGCUUACCUUGGCAGAUGUAGUGAUGAUGAAAAGGCUUAUGAAAAUGAAGACCAUUUACUUUGGAAACCUGAUGUGAUCUCAGAAAGUAAAGUUAGAGAAUACCUUUUUGAAACCUCCUUAAGAACAGGAAAUGAAAAAAUGAUUGGCAGAAUUCCUGAAGGACUACAUACACGGGACAAUGAGCAAGCGCUGUAUGAACUUCUUAAAAGUAGCCAUAAUGUUAAAGAAGCAAUUGAGAGAUACUGCUCAAAUGGAAAGGCAUCUCAGGAAGAGAUGACAGCAUGGACAGAAGAAGAAUGCAGAAGCUUUGAAAAUGCACUUCUGAUGUAUGGAAAAGACUUUCAUCUCAUACAGAAAAACAAGGUAAGAACCAGAACAGUUGCUGAGUGUGUGGCUUUCUACUACAUGUGGAAAAAGUCAGAACGUUAUGAUUACUUUGCUCAGCAAACAAGAUUUGGAAAGAAGAAAUAUAACCAUCAUCCAGGAGUUACGGACUACAUGGAUCGCUUAGUAGAUGAAGCAGAAUCCCUUGGAGGAGCAGUCCAUUCUUCAGCCUUAACAUCUAACAGUCGAACAGAAACCAUUCCUGAUCAACAACUAAGCAUUCUGAACUCUAUCACUGCCAAUGAGUUGACAGCACUGACAAACAGUGUAGCUACAGUCUGCCACAAUUCAGAUGUGAACUGCCUGGAUGACGCUUUUCCUCCUAUGGACAGCUUACCCCGAGCACCAGUUAAUCAUGUGCCUGUUGGAACAGAAGAAUUGCUUAACUUGCCUAGCAAUGGUGAAAGUGAUUGUUUUAAUUUAUUUGAGACUGGCUUUUAUCAUUCAGAGCUAAACCAAAUGAACAUGUGCAGUGAGGAGGCAGAAAGACCUGCGAAGAGAUUGAAAAUGGGGAUUGCUGUCCCAGAAUCUUUCAUGAAUGAUGUUUCUGUAAAUAACCUUGGUGUGGACUUUGAGAACCACACACACCAUAUAACCAGUGCCAAAAUGGCUGUUUCAGUGGCUGACUUCAGCAGUCUAUCUGCAAAUGAGACAAAUGGUUUUAUCAAUACCCACACUCUCCACCAACAUGCUGCCCUUCAUUCAGAAUGACUGUGGAAAACUAAAGAAACAGUGGGUACUUUAUGCAGUAGUAGUAAACUUGAUGGGAGCUA
Parus major (Great Tit) is the source of this 1709-nucleotide messenger RNA. It is a transcript of the gene MIER3, whose product is annotated as MIER family member 3. The record is from RefSeq and is a predicted model, not a curated record. Gene Ontology annotation, molecular function: histone deacetylase binding; transcription corepressor activity. NCBI's taxonomy places the organism in Eukaryota, Metazoa, Chordata, Aves, Passeriformes, Paridae. The transcript has 12 exons. Gene Ontology annotation, biological process: negative regulation of transcription by RNA polymerase II. Bases 73 to 1647 code for a protein of 524 amino acids. Gene Ontology annotation, cellular component: nucleoplasm.